AUGAGGAGUCUCCCCCACGGAAACAUAGUCCGGUCCCACAUAGUCCACCUAUUGUUGCCUCGCCUCCUCGAAGAAAGAAGUACAAGGCGGAAACAUCUUCGACUGAAUCUGUCACAAACGCUUCUUCCUCGCAACAGCCUGAAGUCAGAAAGAACUUAUAUGUCAGUUGACACAUCAACAAGAAAAAAAAAAGAUGAACCAGAUACAGGGUUUGGAGAGGAGGAUGAGAUGGUAAAUGAAGAGGAGGAAGAAACAUUUUACCAUGGUACACAGUUGGACUAUGCUGAUAUAUCUACUCAUGGUUUGGAGGGGGAAGUUGGGCGUACACCUACGCAUAUUGAGCCAUCACCGGACGUGGGUGAACAUCACAAAAAAACAGUGACUCCUAUUGUUAGGCCACAACGAAAGAGGGGUGUUGCAUGGUAUCAGCAGACGCCAUUCACAGUGAUGCAAUCCACACCAAAAUUGAAGAAAAUCAUCAAAACAAGGAAAAAAAAAGCAGUGAAGAGUCCUGAAAAAGCAAAUGAAGACAUUGUGAAUGAAGAGAGGAAUGAUGUUUCAAAUCAUCUCCUGUUGGACAGUCUUCAUGCUACUAGUACAUUGAGUUUUUGGAAAGAAUGGAAUAUGAUAUCUUCUAAACUCAACACUAAACACAGGCUGCAUAUACUCCCACUGGAUGUGGAGUUUUGGUCGAUGAAUGUAGCAGAUGGUGUUGGAGGCUAUCCUAAAUGGAAGGAUGUGGACAUGGUUCUAUUCCCUAUAAACGUUCUUGGUGUCCAUUGGUUUUUGGCAGUGCUACAUUUAAAUAUCUGGAAAGUACACAUUUAUGAUUCAACACGAUCUAUGAAUUUCUUCUCAAAGUACUUGAUGGGUGGAGAAUUCACAAGUUUUAAUGAUAGUAUUAUCUCAGAGCUAGAUGUGAUUGACUAUUGGAACGAUUUCCCCGAUGGACACAAAGCCAAGGCAACUAUUCAGUUUGUUGAUACUGUAGACGCGCCACAUCAGGAAUAUAUUGAAGAUAGAGGGGAUUGUGGAGUAUUUGUACGCAUGUUUAUGGAAAUGAUUGUUUUAGGGGUACAGGUGAAGAUUGAUAAGCCACAUAGAGAUGCGGUAUUUCUCUACAGAAAUAGGAUGAAAAAUAUUAUUUGGGAUACUUUAUAACUAGAUGUUAGGAACUGUGUAAAUAUUAAUAUGAAAUACCUGUUUUUAAU
This is a messenger RNA of Lactuca virosa, 1211 nucleotides long. The record is from the annotation of a GenBank genome assembly. Lineage: Eukaryota; Viridiplantae; Streptophyta; Magnoliopsida; Asterales; Asteraceae.